Lymnaea stagnalis (great pond snail) is the source of this 9358-nucleotide messenger RNA. Lineage: Eukaryota; Metazoa; Mollusca; Gastropoda; Lymnaeidae. The record is from the annotation of a GenBank genome assembly.
CUUUUUUCAAUCUGUAAAUAGUGAUUAAAAGUCCAUUUCUUCAAUCCGUGAACAGUGAACUGUGAACACCUACCUCUACUGUUGUAACUUUUAAUUGAACGAGACGUUAAGAUUUAUAUCAAUUCAGUUGGAUAUAUUCUGCGCUAUUAUCAUCAACUAAGACAUUUAUAAUAUCAUCAGCGCAAUGCCGACGGGGAAAAAAUGUGUUAUUGUAACUGGUAGGCAUGUGUUUCACAUCUGUCUUUAAAUUUAAAUCAAAAUAAUCAAAUCAAUGAUUUCAAUGAAUUUGAAUGAAAUGCCUUUUCUGAGGCAUUCUGAUUCGGACUCACUGAACUUCACUUAACAAUUUUUGGAGCCCCAUUUUUUAGUUAAUUAUUAUUACGAAUUAUGUCUUAAAAUUAUCAAGUUAUCUGUUAUGGCCAUGAGUAAUUAUUGAAAAUGAAUGAGUUAUUUGGUCAAUUUUAGUUUGGGUCAUGACUUAUGAGAAGACACUUAAAAUUAAAAAUUAAGAGUUAAGAAUAGUUAAUUAAGAUUAAGACAGACAGUUAAGUUCACUUUUUUUAAUACUUUAUUAAACUUGGCUUCACCUUACUUAAUCAUAAAGAUGACUUAAUUUUUUUUUAAGUUUUAGAAAUUAGUUAGAGUUAGUUAGACUUAGACACUUGUGCCAUACAAACACUGCAUUUUAAAACUUAAUGCUCAAUCAAUACUGACUGAGAGUGAGGUUAGUUUAAGUUUUAAAAAACAACAAAAUGCUGGCCAAAUAGCCUCUGUCUCUGUACCAUAGCCUCGUUUUUAUAUUAUAACAAAUUAACCACCUAAUGAAAUACUGUACCAAUUCCAUCAAUCAAAAACAUUCCAAUCAGCAUAUUAAUAUUAAAAAGAAAAGCUAACUCUCUCGAAUAAACAAAGUAGAGAGAAUCCUACUUAGAAACUCAAAGUGGCUUGGAUUGCAUAAAUUAACCAAUACAACAACUGGCUGUCAAGCAGUGAAUCAAGCACCUUCCAUGGACACUUCCCUUACCUGCGGCAUGCCACAGUGCCCACAGGGCUCAGUUUUAGGACCUAUCCUGUUCUCCAUGUACACUAGCCAGCUUGGCUGAAUUAUUGAAAGUCAUGGUGUAUCCUGCAAAUUAUUUGCGGAUGACACAGAACUGUACAAGUGUUUCUGUCUGAUCAUUUGGACUGUGCUGCUGCUGUACUGGAUGUCGAUGACUGCUUGCUUGUGGUGAAAUCAUGGAUGGCAUCAAACAGACUUCAAUUAAAUGAUGAUAAGACAGAGGCAAUUAUGUGGUUCUGAUGCCAAUCUUGGGAAGGUUCCUAUCGCAUAAAUAAAAGUUGGUGUUUCUGAGAUACCCUUGUCCAACCAAGACUGUUAGAGACCUUGGCUUCUACACUGACAGUAAACUUACAAUGAUCCCUCAUAUCAGUUCUGGGGUCAGGGCUUGUUUCUGUCAUCUAUGUGCCCUGAGUCAGCUGCAUCCUCAACUUAAAAAGUGAACUGCCAAUGCCAAAGCAGUAACUCUAAUCCAAUCGAGAUUAUGUUACUGUAAUAGUUGUUUGUGGGGUAACCUCAAAACCAAAGUCAGAGACGCUGAUGGUACAAAAUACUGCAGCACUCACUGUAUCACAUAUAACGAAAUCUAACCACAUCACCCCAGUUCUUAAAGAUCUCCACUGGCUUCCUGUGAGUGAGCACAUUGACCACAAAAUUAUGUCCCUGGCGUACAGCUAUAUAGAAGGCUCUGCAUCUGAAUAUCUUCAAAAACUGAUUUCUAAACAUGUAUCCCUUACAGAAAUUGCACUCUUCAACACAGUCCUUAAUGAGGGUUCCCAGUGUGGAUGGACACACGAAGAAGUCAUACAGAGUGCUUUCUUUUGAAACUAUUGGGCCUAAAUUAAGUAAAAGUUUGCCUUAAUCUUUAAGGGAAAUUGAAAAUGAUAAAAAAAACAAUCAUUUAAGAAACAUUUAAAGGCUUUUUUUCUUAAAAAAGGCUUUAGGAUAUCUGAGCGCUGUGAGCAUGCUAAAAUAGCAUGGACACAAGCACUAUUAAAGUAUUCUUUCAUCAUCAACAACUCUGCUUGCGUGUGUGUCAUUGGACUAGUUGACAAGUUAGAUUGUAGUUUGGCUGUGCCUAUUCUUGCUAGAGCAUCUGCUCACUCAUUGCACAUUCUCUGUAAUGCCUAUGACUAUGUGGUUUCAAUUUUAGAAUAUUUUAAAAUUGUUAGUUAAAAUCAUGAUAUUUUCCCUCUAAAUGGUAAAAGCAGCAUGAUACUUUUUGAAUUUUUAAUUAUCUUUGCUAUGGGACCUCACAUGCUCUCAAGACAUAGUAUUGAUCAUAAAAAAUACUAAGUUUUAUACCAUAGUAACAUCAAUAAAUCUGUUACUAACUUAACUCAAAGACUCAGAGCACUCUACAAAUAUUUUGAUUGACAAAAGUUUUUCAGUGCCUUUUUACUAUCCAUUUUUACUCCCACUACCCCUUUACUUUCCUGAAUCCACCCAACCCCCCAAAUGACCAUGAGGCCAUAAAAAAUAUUUCAAAAAUUAAAUUAACUUUUUUUUUUACAGGAUUUGGCCCAUUUAAAGGUCAUCAAGUAAAUUCCAGUUGGAUGUCUGUCAAAGAGCUUUCUAAGAUGGGGCUAGGUGAUGACCAGGUGGAACUUUUUGUCUUUGAAAUUCCAGUAAUUUAUGAAGAAGUAAAAAAGAUUAUUCCUGAACUGUGGGAGAAAUACAAGCCUGUGGUAUGUUUGAAGUUAAAGCUUAUGUCUUUUGUACUUGUCACACGUAAACAUAAAAGUUCAUGUAUUUUAUAAAACAGUCUAUAAUACAACUGUACAAAAAAAAAAGGAAAUUUUUAACAGAAAUAGCCUUGUCACCAUAUCUGGCAAUACAACAAUAAUUUUCAAGUAUUCAAAUAAAAAGAAAUUGUAUUACGACAAUAAUUUUUUCAAAUAGGCCGCAUCCAUUCGCUGGUAAGUUUCGCUGAUAGCUAGAAUUAUAACAGUAAUUACUUAUUUGAAAAUAAGGGACUAACUACUUUUAAUUCAUAUUUUAAUUCAUGAAUAUCUUUCUUUAUAGACCAUGUCUAAAUUAAUAAUUAUUUCAUCUGAUUCUGACAGAAGUUAAGUUAAGUAGUUAUUCUUAUAUUUCCAUUCUUAUUAAAUUUUGAAAAAUUUAUCUUAACUAUACAGCAUCUCCUAUUCUUUCAGCAUUUUAACUUUUAGAAAGAUGAAUUCUCUUUUUUUUUAUGUAGCAUUAAGCUGAUAUUAACUUUGCUCAAUCUUUACUCUGACAGCUUAUGGUGCAUGUUGGUGUGUCUGGGGUAGCCAACGAACUGACAUUAGAGCAGCGAGCACACAAUGAUGGUUACAAUAGAGAUGAUGUGGAAGGAUUAGUGCCACCCAGUCAGAUGUGUGUGGAUAACUGCUGUGAAAAUGUACUCAUCUCUGGAAUUGAUAUGUCUUUGGUCUGCCAGGAAGUCAAUGAAGCUGAUCAAAAGGUCAGCUCGGUGGUUUCACAGGACCCAGGAAGGUAAGACCUUCAUGGUCGGGUUAUAUAGCUAGAAAUAUCAAAUCUAUCUACUACUUUUCAGAUUACACAUGCUUGUUGAAAUAAUUACAUACUGGUUCUAAGUCAAGAAUGCAAGGCUGCUGGUGCCCAGCAUUCAUACAGUUUGUAAUCAAUUUAAACCCUGGGAAAAAAAUAGCAUGGCUAAUGGUUACCAUUUUUUUAAAAAAAGAGGGAAUAUCAAAACUGUUAGAACUACAGAGCUGUUAGAUGGAAAAUUAUUUUCAGACGUAAUUAUAUAUUAUUGCAAAUAUGGCGGCUCACCUUUCAUGGUUUCACAGUAUCACAGCUUUUUUAAAUAUACCCAUAUAGAAUUGUAUAUAUUUUGUUAAAAUUACUAAGGCUUAAGAGUGUAAAAAGUGUUAAAGAUCAUAGGAAAUGUUUAUAAGAGUGUAAUAAAGGUUAGUAACAGCAUGAUAAGGUUCUUCUUCUUCUUUAUUUUGAGGGCCCACGAUCAAUGAAUUGAUCAUUCUGGCUCCUAGGUUUAAAAGAGUGUGGGGAGGGUUUAUAAAGCCUUAAUAUGUAUAUAAAUUAAAAAUUAAAUAUAAGGAUUUUUGCCUUUUGUGGGGUGUUCUGGAACCCCCCCCCCCCCCCCCCCCCACCCACCCCAUAAACAAGGGACCACUGUAGACCAACCCCACCCCACCACAAUUCAACCUCCAGCCCAACCUCACCUUCACCCCAAUGUCACCUCCAUCCACCUCCAUCCCAAUCUCCACAACCCCCUCUAUCCUCACCUCCACCCCACCCACCCCAUAAACAAGGGACCACUGUAGAUUGGACUUAACUUUUGGUGAAUUGAUUAUUUGCUCUCAAAUUUAUUGAUCUGGCAACUUCUGAAUAGAUUGAAAAAUCUUCACUGUACUUUAAUGAUUCACCAUAAAUUUUCAUAUAAUCUUUUACAAUAUUGCAGGUAUCUCUGCGAUUUCACUUAUUUCCAGUCCCUACACAUCAACCAAAAUUGCACAGCGUUCAUUCACGUUCCCCCUCUUAGUGGUCGAUACAAUGCCUUUGAAUUGGCUGAAGGACUUCAAGUAGCUAUUCGUGCAAUGCUAAAACAAGUUAAUCUAUAAUGGUAUUGGUAUGGUUAUUUUCGUUCAUAAUCUUAUUUAUUUGGAACUUGAGACCAAAUUUAUUAUAUUUCUUUUUUUAGAUAUGGAAGGAUGUAAAAAAAAAAUGUCUUGUGAUUUCAGUUUGCUUCUUUUUUUUAAAAUUAACUAAUAAUUACAUUCUUUAAAAAUUGUUUGUUGUAUUUUUUUGUUUGUACUUGUAAACUACAAAAGGUAUUAAGCAGCUAAUUCAAUAAACUUCUUAUCAUAAUGUAUCCAGAAAUAAAACACUGAUCUUUUUUUGAUGGCACCAUUCACGCAUACUUCACAUUGUAACUGUUGAAACUGUUUCUAAGGAACCAUUGUACAUUUCUAGUAAACACGUGUCCAAGGACUUUCCAUUAUUUCUUAUUGUUCAUCAUUGUUUAGAGGUCUCUGGUUACUCAUGAAACAAGCUCAGACAAAAUCUUAGUUUGUAAUUCUUGGUCUUUGAAAACGAUUAUUCAUUGGUGCAUUUUUGUUGAACCCUCUAUAAAUUUUGUUCUUUAAAUCAAAUGAUUAUUAAAACUAAUGAUGUGGUCAACAGAGCUGCCGGUUGUUAAAUGCUGAAAAAAAAACUAACAAGUUAGUGGGAAAUGCCAGGCACAUGACCUCAAUUUUUUUGUAUCAUUGUAACCAGACAUUUUUCAACUCUCCAGUUGUCACCUUUAGGUACAUGGUCUAUUAAUAAAAACAUUGGGCACUGGUAUUGUAUGGUCUUUUAAUCUAUUGACAUCUAUCCAGCUGACCAGUUAAUUUGACCCUAAUAUUACUUAAAUGUUAAAAGACUUAAUUUAUUUCUGAUAGUAAGCCUCAAUCCCUUCAGAUUUCCAUCCAAAGCAUAAUAAAAUCACCUUGCAGCUGUAGAAUUAUUUUCUUCUCUUCGACGUUGAAAAUAAAUUAUGUUAAAAUUUUAAAUUAUAUAAAAUCCUGCUGUACAUUUAUUGUUUUUCACAUAUUUUUAUGGAUCUUAAGUUAAUUUUGACAAAAUGUAUGUUGCAAGGCAUUUUUUAUUGGGCUGACUCUUUGGAAUAUUUAGACCCCAUUAAAGAAAGGGUACCAAACAUUCCUCUAUUUACAAACGUUGGAUGUUAGUAUAUUUAAUAUCAUGUAAAACCUUUAUCCCAUACUGAAUCAUGACCUGUGAUAUUGUAUUAUACAUCCUUAUACAUAUACUCCUGCUUAAUGUCUUUGUUCUAAUCAAAAUAGUAGGAACCUUUACAAAGAACACAAGGGUAAGUUGAUUUUUGUUCUUUGUAAAGUUAUUACAAAGUCUGUUUAUAUUUAGUCAUACAAGUAAUUAGCACCAAGCAGAAAAGAUAAAAAAUAAAACGCCACCUGAUCAGUGAGAGCCAUUAAAAACUGAUAUAACUAAACACAUUUUUUGGAGGUGGGGAGAUAAAAGUGCAAAGUUUAUAUUUUUUUGAUAGUCAAAUUAUCUAUUUGCACACAAAACUAUAUAUAUAUAUAUAUAUAUAUAUUUAUUUAUACAGUGGAAUGUUGGAUAACUAAUGUAAUCCAUUCCGUGACUCUGUUCUUAAACUUCAAAGUGCACUAAUUAAAAUACAUUUUCCUAUUGGUGUCAAUGUAAUUCAAUUAGUCUUUUCCAGCAUCGGAGGUAUGAAAAUAGGCAAUUUAAAGUAUCCUUAAUUAUGGACAUGUAUAUCACUAUCUCAACCAGAUGAUUUUCAUUUAUCCAAACUAACAACAGUUCAGCCAUAAUGAGGGCUACAAUAACACAGUGUAGUGUUUUAGAACAUGGCACUGAGACAAACAAUGUUUACUUCAAACGCUCCAACGUACUACUGAGCAGAUGGGAUUGUGCGUACAGGCGUAUGCAUAUUUUCAUACACUGAAGUAUCAUCAGACCUGUUUACCCUCAAACUCUUAAAAUCGUACAAUAUCAUCACAAAAUCGUUCUAUACCUUAGAUUUAUAGUAAAAAAUAAACAUGCAGUAUAUAUAAUGUUUACACCUCAAAAUCGUACAUUGUACGCCAAAAUCGUAAGAGUAAACAGGUCUGUAUCAUUCAUUAACCGAGAGCAAAAUUUUGUUCACAAAACUUGUUCGUUAAGCGAUUUUUUCAUUAUCCAAGAUUCCACUGUAUAUUGAAAGAGAGCCGUUGGAACUGCUCCCCUUCUACCUGAAUCUUCCACUGGCUCCAUAUAUUAUGGUCUCUUAAAAAAUAAAAUGUAUUUAGAAAUCUUAAAAGUAUAAAGUUUUGUGGUACUUAAAGAAUUAACUGAAUUUAGUGGCUCAUUUGAAUAUAGUGACUCAGAUAUUUGUUUUUACAGUACAGUAUGCCUCUCAAAUAGUGGUUAGCAAAGGCUUGACAAUAAAUAGUCCGGGGCAUUAAUACAUAGUUAAGGAUACUUUAUCCUGAGAUAAAAUGAGAUAAGACCCUUUUCUUACUUAUGAAGUAGAUCUUAAAUUCCAAGUGUAUUUUAUCAUGUCAAUAUAUAGUUUGCCUGAUCAAGACAACCAUUUUAUCGCAGUAACAAUUAUGAAAUCCAUACUGUUAAGGAUAGUUAGAAGAAAAUAGUGAUGACUCUUUUUACCCUCAUAGCUGUUUACUAUGUAGUGCCAAAUUUUAAAUAAAAAAUAGACUUGUGUUGAUUAAGGUUUCUCAUUUCCCAGGAUUCUCCUUAUUUUAAUUUAAUUUAAAAUAUUAUACUGAAUUAAACUUUAGAAAAUUAAUUUGUAUAGAUGUUUAAUUGUUGUCUAUUUAUGAAUAAAAAACAAUGUUACGGUUAUUUGAGAGAUUGGUCACUUGCUGCUAGGUGCUUCAAUUUCCACUGCUUAUCCUUAGCAAUGGACAAAUAGUUAAUAAUAUGCUUGUAAAGCAAAAUGUGAUAUAACAGCUUAUAGAAAAAAAAAAACAUUGUUUGAGCUUUGCAUCUUUACUGGACGCUAAUUCUAGUUACCAUUCCAACAGUAGAUAUUUACAAGCAAAUAUGUCUAACAACUUGCAACAAGGGGUUAGUUUCAGAUAAAAAACAAUUAGGAAUGUUAAUAAAUGUAUCUUUAUGUGAAUGUGUUUUACAAUGUUGAUUUUCGAAGCAAAAAAAAAACAAACUAUGUUAUAUAAAGGCAGUUUGACACAUUAAUAUUUUAGGAUAAUCAAGUUACUAGAGCACAGGUUUCAGCCCAUGGGAGGUGACCUCAAAUGGGAUUGCAAAGGAUUUAUGUGGGGUCACCAGCUGAAACAGUAGACUAAGAGAAAUAGCAAUUUUAAAUACAUGUAGUUUUUCUUUUUUAUUUUGUCCUACAUUUUAAGUUAUAAUUUCACUCAUGACAUUAAAAAUGUCACAAAUUACCUUAUAUUGGAAAUUUAAGUUUUAAAAUGUUACCCUUUCCAAUAUUUUACGCUGCUAAAAGUCACUUUUUCCAAUAUAGCAUGGCACUUUGCUUCAAUAUGCAUGUGGUCAUGACUUAAAAACGCUUAAGAAGCUGCUUACUGAAGCUAUUUAGCUUAGUAAUUCAGUGCAGUUAACUAGAUUUAACUUCUUGACUUAUAGGGACAAUACGUGACAAACUGUAACUGGAUGAAAUGGAGAAAAAAAACAAGAAAAUUUUAUAACUGUAUAUGGCAUUUUCUGGGAUGGGAAAAUUUCCCAGGAAUUCUGUUUACUAAAAAAUCAUGUGGGAUCCCUAGAUCCUGGGUAAUCAUUGAUGGACUGCAUUCAAGUUGUGUAAAUGAAAUAUAAGAACAAGGUAUUUUAAACUUGAAUUAAUAGACAGGACAAAAUUUUGGACGUUUCGGCUCAGAUCCUGGGAGAGAAACCCUAGUCAUGAUGUAUGCAUUUACUGCAAAUACUUUGCUCCUAAUGAUUAAAACCUUGUAUUUUUUUGCUAAAGUCAGGACAAAAGCAAUAGCUGUACCCAAGGUAUUUUAAGCUGUGAUGAUAAAUGUCCUUAUAUAUUUUUUGGUUAGCUUGAACAGAUAUUAUUUAUGAUAUUAUGGUUUGACCACUUAAUAAUUUGCUCCUUUUUUAUUCUCUAGUUAUAAAACUAUUUUGUAUUAAGGAAAUUUUAGCAAAAUGUACUGCUCUGUACUGUACACAUAUCAGUAUUUCGGGUAAUAAGUACUGUCUCAUUUGCACCUAUUUUACUCAGAAGAGUGCAUUAGAUUCUAUUGUCUAUUUGAAACUGUUGGACCAUUCAUUUUUUUUUAAGUUGUAGCUGAAAUUAAUUAGGUUAAAUUUUGAGUUUUAACCACCCAAAAUAUUUAUCUACUACUGAAUGUUCAGCUGAUGUCUUUCACCAGUCAUUAUUGGUAAAGUGGUUUGAUGGAAAUUUUAGUCAAAUGUCUAUUUUGUUGUUUGAUACCAAAGUACUAAGGUUACAUAUUAAUCAUUUCCAAUACAUUAUGGUAAAUUUAUAAAGUUUUAAAAAAAAUUCUUGAUCAAAUCUAAAUUUGAAAUCUCUUGCCUAACUGAAACUGCAGGGAAUAGUUAAGAAUUUGUCAACAAUGUAUGUACUACAAAUAAGGAUAUUAUUUUAUCUGGUCUGGUAAGAGCUCUUGUGUCAUAAGUCCCAGAUUUAGUGAGUGUGUUAAUGCAAUGUAAUAUGUCAUCAAGAUUACAUAUCCUCCUUACAUUAAUCCUUGAAAUUAAUCAUUAAUUUUUUUUCUACUGUCAUAAAAACAGAAUUUGUAUGUCAUAAUGUUAAAAUGUAAAAGCGAUUUCUUUAAUGUAUAG